AUGACAGUAAAGGCAUUGCGCGCCGUUGCGAGCGGAAAGAAUGGCGUCGGGUCAUUCAUUCUUCAAUGCAAGAAGAUGGACUUUCAUUAUUGCGAUUGGGCUGGAAGCUCAAAGGGCAUGAAUGGUUUCAUUAAGUCCCUCCUCCCUAAAUUUGCAGCUGCAAACCCCCAAGUCGAAUUCGCCGUCUCCCCUCGACCCGGUAAACACCCCGUCAUCAUCGGACACUACAUCAAUGGGCGCACAAAACCUAUUUGCGUACGAAACCUAUCGCCGUACGAGAUUUUACAGAAAGUAGAGCUGCUACGAGAUGCAAGCGGCGAGAAGCUGAAGAGAACGAACAAGGCUGUCACGAGUACCAGCCCCAGUGUCAGAGGAAUUUGGUCACCAUACCACGGAAAGGGAAUGGUUGUGUGA
Messenger RNA from Metarhizium robertsii ARSEF 23, 414 nucleotides. Its product is annotated as Thioredoxin-like fold protein. Gene Ontology annotation, cellular component: mitochondrial large ribosomal subunit. Bases 1 to 414 code for a protein of 137 amino acids. Gene Ontology annotation, biological process: mitochondrial translation. The record is from RefSeq and is a predicted model, not a curated record. Lineage: Eukaryota; Fungi; Ascomycota; Sordariomycetes; Hypocreales; Clavicipitaceae. The transcript has 3 exons. Gene Ontology annotation, molecular function: structural constituent of ribosome.